AUGUUGCCAAAUCGAAAAACCCUCUUCCUUUUUUCUUUAUAUUUUCACCCUAUCUCCCACCAUUCUUUUUCUCUCUUCUUCUAUAUCGCAGUAUACUUUUCUCUUUUUUCUCCUUCUUUUUCACCUCGCAAGAUCUUUCUUUCUUUCUUUCUUUCUUUCUUUCUUUCACACUGCCUUUUCUUUCUUUUUUCUUUUCACAUUGACUUUUUUCCAAAUAUCUUUUUUCUUUUUCAUUCUUUCCUUUUUCAAACUUCUUACUUUUUAUACUACUUUCUUUUUUCUUUUUUACUUUCUCUCUCUCUCUCUCUCUCUUUCUUUCUUUUUUCUUUCUUUCUUCCCACACUGCCUUUUUUCUUCCAGUUAUCUUUUUCGCACAAUCGUUUUUCCUUGCACAGUGUCUUUUUUUCUCUUUUCAUUUCAUUCUUUUUUUUUCCAAACUUCUUUCUUUCGUCUCACACUUUCUUUCUUUCAUUCACACUACUUUCUUUUUCUUUCUUUCACACUGCCUUCUUUCUUAAUUUUUCUUUUCGCGCCGUCUUUCUUUCAUUUUUCUUUAUUUUUCACACUGUCGUUUAUUUCUUUUUCAUAGUGUCGUUUUUUUGUUUUUUUUUUUAUAAAGGAGACUUUUUCUUCCUUUCAUUCUUUUUUAAACUGACAUCGUCCUUUCUUUCUUUCUUUCUUUCUUUUAUUUUCCUCCUAUUCUUUUAA
Messenger RNA from Acanthosepion pharaonis, 708 nucleotides. The record is from the annotation of a GenBank genome assembly. NCBI's taxonomy places the organism in Eukaryota, Metazoa, Mollusca, Cephalopoda, Sepiida, Sepiidae.